Messenger RNA from Podarcis lilfordi (Lilford's wall lizard), 150 nucleotides. The record is from the annotation of a GenBank genome assembly. NCBI's taxonomy places the organism in Eukaryota, Metazoa, Chordata, Lepidosauria, Squamata, Lacertidae.
CGCCCCGGCGGUGACAAGAGCGCCUGCCCGGGCGCUUUCCAACCCCGCGAUGUCUACGGCUGCGGCAAGUUUGCCUCUCAGUGUGUGUGCGCGCGAGUGUGUGUUCUCCUCGCCCCGCUUGAGUUAGUCCCGGCGCAGCGCAGGCAGCAG